AACUGAUCUGAUCUGCGGUAAAGUGUUCUUCUUACGUCUCAAAACCAAUUUAUUUGCAGAGGGAGGAUGAUAUUUCUUUGGUGAAAUAGAAGAAAAUAUUAUGAUGGCUCGUGGCUUCUGCUAAGGUCAAUGAGUCCAAUACUGACGGAGGAGAGUUUUCCACAUUUUGAGCCUUCAAAAGCUUCACUUCCAUUUGUAGUAGAGCGCAACUUGCGAGCUUCUUUCUUCACUCCACUAUUUCGUACUCGUGAAUUACUUACUCAUUUCUUACUCAUGUUAAAAAAAUUUGCUGUCCUCUGUGAUCGCUACUCUCCAAUUAAUGGGUCUGUCAGAAGUCAGGCUCUCCUGUGUCAAGGGAAUUCAUGUUGAAGACCUCCAAAGACAUUUUCUGUAGGGUGUUUUUGUAGCGUUUUGACCUCCGCAAAGGUUUGUUUAAAGAGAGAAAGAGAAGCGUAAACUUCAGACAUACUCUCUCAGCUUGGUACGAUCAGAGUGGUACAAUGUAUCUGAUGGCAAGAUUACAUGAUACAUCACUCAAUAAAAAAAGGCAUAGUGUCGGUUUUUUUAGGACAUCUUUGAAUUGGUAUAUCAAGGAGAGGAAAGAACCAAUUUGUACUCUGCUUACUUGUACCUAAGAUCACAUUCUUUAUUAUAAAGGAUAGAAUAGUCUAUCAUUUAUAACGAAUCUUUACUUUUACUGCGCAAUCUUUGGUGUAAACCGACUCCACAACUUUCUGUAGAGGAGGGGGAAAAUCGGAAAUAUCCAGUUUCUUCACUCUAGACAAUAUCCCCUCUCACGCUUGUGAUAGAGUGGUAAUAUUGUACUUCCUGCAAGGAAGUUGGUCUUUUGUUUAUGCUCCGGGUAUUCUGUCUCCUCCCAAUAACAGUUGGCAGAACUGCGAUUACCUUAUUAUUAUUACAACACAGUUGUUGAAUAAAGGUACGAGGUGAGGGUGUGAGGAUUAAGAUCGCCAUGCCCUGCUGUAAACGUAGCAAACAACGCAAGCAACGCAGAACCAGUGUUCAGCCGCAUCGGGAGUCCAGCAUGCCUCAGAAUUCGGAGUACUUUGAGUUCAUGGAGUCCCAGCCCAGCACACGGCACCUCGACCGGUUCACCCUGAAGAGUUCCAAACGCUGAAGCUCAAUAUUUUCCGCGGGUCGACGUGCAAAAUCCAUCUGGUACAGCACAAAGAGUCCAAAUUGGUGGCGAUCAUGAAGAUUCUCAACGACCGACACUCCCACGAGGCGCUCAGGGAGAUGAACAUGGCCCGUUUGAAUCGAGAUUCGCCUUUCCUGCUACGCAUCCUAGAUGGAUUCCGCGCACUGACCAACUACUACAUCCUGCUGGAGUACGCGCCUUUCCGCACCUUGGACCAUCUGACGUCAGCGGUCAAGGGACUGGGCAGUGCAAACACCUGCUUUUACGCCCUAGAGAUGGCCUGUGCCCUGGAUUUUCUCCAUGACCACCAAAUUAUACACAGAGACGUGAAGCCGGAGAACACCUUCGUCCUGAGUUCGGGUCACGUGGCACUGGGAGACUUUGGCUCUGUCUACGACACGACCAACGACACCGAACUGCCUCAUAGGACAUGUGGAACCUACGUCACCAGGCCCCCGGAGGUAUGGUCUAACCAGGGAUACAGUUACAGCGUGGACAUUUGGGAACUGGGCAUCUCCAUGUGCAACUUGAUCACCAACAAGUGGCCGAUCGUGUCUGCAAACAUGGAGCGCCAUAUGGCCCUCGUCCAGAAAGGAAUCAUUAUCUUCACCUCAGACUACACGCCCGGGGCUUCCGACCUCAUCUCCAAGCCACACACCUUCUCCAAGUGUACAGCAUGAGGGAAGAGGAGCGGAAGGAUAUCGAGCGACUCUUGCACCUGGAGGAAAUCCCCCCCUCCUCGUAGUGCCACACACAGACACGGGGACACUACUCGCCUCAACUAACACAUAUU
This is a messenger RNA of Aplysia californica (California sea hare), 1952 nucleotides long. Its product is annotated as aurora kinase C. The record is from RefSeq and is a predicted model, not a curated record. Gene Ontology annotation, molecular function: protein kinase activity; ATP binding. Lineage: Eukaryota; Metazoa; Mollusca; Gastropoda; Aplysiida; Aplysiidae. Gene Ontology annotation, biological process: protein phosphorylation.